Molecule: messenger RNA, 918 nt
Organism: Boeremia exigua
Lineage: Eukaryota; Fungi; Ascomycota; Dothideomycetes; Pleosporales; Didymellaceae
Exons: 3
Coding region: 1-918 (305 amino acids)
Source: RefSeq, a predicted model, not a curated record
AUGUCUUUGAGAAAUGUCAUACGUGGACACGUAGCAGGCAAAACCUCGAUAACUGUCACAUCUACAGAAGGCUAUGGCUAUCCCAUUUGCGGCUGCCAGAGUAUCCUCAUCGCCGUGAGUCCAAUCAUGGACCCGAGGCUUUACUUCCUACGAGCAGUACAGCAUCGAUUCGGAGUCGUGGUUCAGUCCCACGAGUACCUCGUCCGCAAAUUGGAAGAGGCCGUUGAAAUUUGGGUGAGAGAACAUGAUUACCUUCGGCCAGGCUGUCGAAGUGUUGAUGACCACCAGUUAGAACAGUCACUUCGAUGCAUUGGAGAGAUGACCAAACUAUUUCGCCGACUCCACCAGCGCUUUUCAAGGGCUAUUGCGGUCUGGAACCGGUUCAGUGGGCAAAGAGGAGAUAUUCAAUACUUCGAUGAUCUUCAGGACGGCAAUGCUCGCUAUGCCUUACUGGGGAUUGAACAAAGCGUGGAAAUGUUGACUGAGCUUGUAGCGGCAUUGGACGAUAUGCUCAAGAUCUGCACAGAGUCGGCCGAGGGCUUUGAUCGUCAAUUGAAGCAUAGCAUGAGCCGCGUAAAGACCGAUGCGACGACGUACGUUGCUGAAAGUGCUGCAAAGAGCGAGAAGUUCGCUGAAGAGAUGAGUCGUUUCACUCGUCUCAACGUUCAACUUCUCAUGGUCACCACUGCCGUUGUUAUUGCCCUGCAGUACUUCUGCUCUGAACGCGCACUUUUCAAGUUCGAGAGAAGUCCACGUAUGUUUUGGGUCAGCAUCUGCGUGUUAGUUCCAAGUCUUCUUCUCUUGACAUACAUUCUUCACGCUGUGGACCAGGUUAGGAAGUUCCUUACCGAUAAACUUGCUGGAAAGCAGCAGAAAGCGGUGACUCUGGAAGAGGGACUAGUAAACUACCAUAUAUGA